Molecule: messenger RNA, 1296 nt
Organism: Torulaspora globosa
Lineage: Eukaryota; Fungi; Ascomycota; Saccharomycetes; Saccharomycetales; Saccharomycetaceae
Exons: 1
Coding region: 1-1296 (431 amino acids)
Biological process (GO): regulation of transcription by RNA polymerase II; cell differentiation
Molecular function (GO): RNA polymerase II cis-regulatory region sequence-specific DNA binding; DNA-binding transcription factor activity, RNA polymerase II-specific
Source: RefSeq, a predicted model, not a curated record
AUGGUAUUGCUGGAACGCGGACAAGAUGGAGGUUGUUUUCCCAUAUGCAUCAUUCAGCAGCUUGAAUCUUUGCAAAACGUAGUUGUGAAACUGCAGAAACGCGACUUUGAUCAUUUGAAUGCUCAAUUAGGAUACCAUAUGAUCGGGCUCUGGAAUGGUGGUUUGUUUACGUAUAUAAAUCGCCAUGGAUCCAGAUACUGGGGUCUUCUUGUAGUCAUGAUAGUGCAGUCUUGCCUUCAAAUCCGAAGAUCAACCAGCAUAAUGUCAAGCGAAAAGCGUCUCUUACCAUCAUUGGCGGUGCUUUUGAAUGACAGCAGGCCAGCCAUUGCAAAUCUGAGACCAAGCUUCUGUAGCGGAGAAGAGGGAUACAUUCGUCUGCCACCUCUGGGCGACAGCGGUAUCAGCGGAACCAGGGCGGUCGAAAGCGCUGUGAGGUAUACUGUAAGCCUGCCAAUGUCGUCUGCUGGGUCGAGUACGCCUGCUAGAGCCACGACAGUAAGCUCACACACUGUGUCGCAGACCGAACCGUUGAGCGUGGCAACUCCUUCGACGCCGGUCGUCAAGAGGAAGAGCUUGGUCUCUUCUAGCAGGAAAAACGAAAUGUUGACACCACUUUCUGCUGCCAGGGCGGUAAUAACGCCCUCGAACAGUGAAAAGAAGAGAGCUUUUGCUUUUAUAACACACUCCCAGGAAACGUUUCCCACAAAAGAGCCCAAGAUCGAUAAUGCACCUUUGGCUCGCCGGAAAAGAAGGAGAACUUCGACUCAGGAGCUCAAUAUCCUCCAGGCCGAGUUCAAUCAAUGUCCUGCUCCAGAUAAGCGCAAAAGACAGGAGUUGGCAGAGCGCUGCAACAUGUCUGAGAAGGCGAUCCAGAUCUGGUUCCAAAACAAAAGACAGGCCACGAAAAGACAAAAGAAUUCAGCUCAAAAGGCGCUAGUAGCCGCUCAACUUGAUUCAACACCUCUGGCUUCGAAACAGCUAACUCAGAUAGAUAAACAUACAAAGUCCAAACAGCCUGUUGAGGAAACAACUCCCGAGAUUAGCAGUGGCGACACAACGCCAACCAAAGCGGUACCUUCUGUAAGCAGGAAAGAACAAGCGCUUACCUUUCACCUAACCUCAGACAAUGAAGUUCUAACUCCUGUCAGAACAUCGUCCAACAGCAGAAUAAAGAAUUUAAGAGACAGCGAUGACAGACCGCGCUCAGCGGCUAAUUCACCCAAAACUAAGCCAACUGAAUCUCCCACAGAACGGAUCCCUCUGAAUGAGCUGAAGAUCAACGCUCUGGUCCACUAA